AUGUCUGAAGCUGCAGACUCUACCUUCUCGGCUGGUGAGACCAAGCUGUUGAUCAGCAUCAUCAAGCACUUGACUGGAGAUCUUCAGUCUGACUGGGACAAAGUCGCCGUCGACAUGAACUACAAAGACGCCACCAUCGCCCGCGCCCGCUGGAGUCAGAUCCGCCGCAAGAAGAUCACUGGCCCCACUGGCACCACCAAGGCCAAAAGAGGCGGCAACAAAGCCAAAAAGACCUCUGACGACGAAGCCGCCUCUGAGGAAGAGAAGCCCGUUGUCAAGAAGGGCAGAGGCAAAGCCAAGACUAAGGCCAAGAAGACCAACAACAGCGACGAGGAAUCUGACGAUGAAGAAGAAACCAAAGUCGUUGACAAGAAAAAGGGUGUUGCUAAGAAGGCUGGACGUAAGGUCAACAACAACAACAAGCGCAAAGCUGCUGAGUCUGAGGAGGAUGAGGAUGAAGAUGUUGGCGCCAACAAGAAGGUCAAGAUUGAGGAGGCUGAGGAGGAAGAGGCUGGUCUUGGUGCUGAUGAGAAGGAAGGUGCUGAGGAGGAGAGUGAGGUUUGA
Messenger RNA from Aureobasidium melanogenum CBS 110374, 564 nucleotides. RefSeq lists its product as uncharacterized. Lineage: Eukaryota; Fungi; Ascomycota; Dothideomycetes; Dothideales; Saccotheciaceae. The transcript is spliced from 2 exons. The coding region runs from base 1 to 564 and encodes 187 amino acids. The record is from RefSeq and is a predicted model, not a curated record.